AUGGCAGAAAAGAAAGAUUACAAAGUCGUUGGGACUCGUCCCAUUCGCCACGAUGGCCUUGAUAAGGUUACUGGCCGCGCCCUUUACGGCGCAGAUUUUCAAGCUGUAGGACUGUUACACGGCAAAGUCCUGCGUAGCCCCUACGCGCAUGCGCGGAUUAAGUCGAUUGAUACGAGUCGCGCAGAAGCUCAUCCCGGCGUGAGGGCAGUUGUCACAGCAAAAGAUUUUCCUGCUGUCGAAAAUAAGAUCGCCGAUCUUGGAGAGGGCGCAACCAACGUAAAAGACCUCCAAGAUAACGUACUGGCUGGCGAGAAGGCUCUCUACAAAGGGCAUCAGGUCGCAGCGGUUGCAGCGAUUGACCCCCAUACAGCUGAAGAGGCACUUGAACUCAUUGAUGUUGAGUAUGAGGUGCUGCCUCCGGUGGUGAAGGUGCUCGAUGCAAUGAAGGAAGAUGCACCGCUUCUGCACGAGGACAUGAGAACCGAUGAGAUGGGGGAAAAGGCGGAUAAGCCGAGCAACAUUGCGGCUCAUUUCCAGCACAAACAGGGCGACCUCGACAGAGGUUUUGCCGAAGCCGAUGUUGUCGUUGAGCACGACUAUACAACAGAGACCGUGCAUCAAGGCUAUAUCGAGCCUCACAAUGCGACUGCGCUGUACAACCCCGAUGGACAGUUGACAAUCUGGUGCAGUACGCAGGGUGCAUUCGCUGUCCGAGGGCAGGUAUCUGAGAUUCUCGAUAUACCUGUUUCAAAGGUUAAGGUUGUGCCGAUGGAAAUUGGCGGUGGUUUUGGUGGAAAGAUUCAGAAGGUAUUUCAUACCAUGGCAACAAUUGCAAUUCCUUCACUCAUGCAGAAACUAACCGACGGUGCAGACCAAGUCGUUGUGGAAGGGAAAACGCUGCGAGAAGUGGUCAAUAAUCUCGAAGCGGUUCACCCCGGUUUCAAAGAUCGCCUCUGUGAUGGUGACCGGAUUCGUCCCAGUAUUGCGGUGUACAUUGAUGGCGUUAUGACUCGUGAAGGGAUGCAUCAACCCGUAGGCGAGGCGGCGAACAUCCAUUUUGUGCCAGCGGUUAGUGGCGGUUUAUCCUGCCCUGAAAAAGAUUUGUAUUAA
Molecule: messenger RNA, 1110 nt
Organism: Geodia barretti
Lineage: Eukaryota; Metazoa; Porifera; Demospongiae; Tetractinellida; Geodiidae
Source: the annotation of a GenBank genome assembly